AUGCGGACAGUCUCCAUUUUAGGGUUAUACGCACUCUCCGUAGCAGCAGCAUCCCCCCAACACACAUCGUCGUCGUCCUCGGUGACAAUACUCUUUCAUAAUGAUGGAGACUGGACGACCCAUGGCCAGAAACCCAGCGCAUUGUUCGUCAGCAAUUCCAGCACAUACGACGAUGCCGUCGACACCUGUGCCUCGUACGGGGAGAAGUUGCUUGAUUGUCGCCAAUUCGGUGAUUUCGUGACCGAGCUCGUGUAUCAAGAGUACAUCCAUAAUGCCAAUGGAUUGUUGUUUUGGUCAACUUGCAGCUCCUCUGCGCCUACAGAUGUUAAAGGGGCUGUGGUACACGCCAAUGCCGACAGCGCAAAACUACCAUUUCUAUGCACAAACUCGGCGCCUUUUGUCGAGAAGAUAGACACCGAUUACUCUACCUUGCCUCGGGUGCAGACUCCUAGCAUUGGUGGAAUUUCCUUCCAAGGUCUACGAGAUCAUAUGGCAUUCCGAUUCCUAGGUAUCCCGUUUGCGAAACCGCCUGUCGGAGAUCUGAGAUUCAAAUACGCCCAACCAGUGGAGUAUAUAGACACCAAGGUUAAUGCAACAAACUACGGACCAGCCUGUUUACAAGUCGGCCCGUUUGAUGGAAACUCUCAAGGCCUUAAUCCGUGGGGCAACAGCGAGGACUGCUUGCAUCUCCAAGUCUUUACCCCAUCCCUUCCAGUUGGCGGUGUUCCCUCAAAGAAGGACUUGAAACCUGUCAUGCUGUGGAUUCAUGGCGGUGGUAUGGUCAAUGGUGCGGGCAGUGAUUCGACUUUUGAUGGAGACAGUUUGGUAAGCCGUGGAGACGUUGUGCUUGUAGCAAUCAACUAUCGUCUGAAUAUUUUUGGUCUUUUAAGUCUCGACGAUACGAUCCCCGGCAACUACGACAUGUCUGAUAAGAUUGUUGCACUGAAAUGGGUUAAGAAAUACAUCACUGCGUUUGGAGGCGACCCCGACAACAUCACUAUCUUUGGUCAAUCUGCCGGUGCAGCCUCAGUCAUGAGUUUAGUCGUCUCACCCAAUGCAAAGGGACUCUUCCAUAACGCCAUCGCCCAGUCGAUCGGAGGAUUCGUGAAGAAUCGCACCGUAGCUGCAGGAGAAGUCUCGCCUUAUCUACAACCUCUUUGCCACAACUCUACUGGCGAAGUACGACUAAAAUGCCUCCAGGCUAUCCCGGCAGAAACCCUACUCAACAUCAGCACCAGAUCAUCCUGGCAAACAGUAAUCGACAACAACUACAUGCCCGCUCAACCCGUAUCGCUCGUGAGCAGAGGCGACAUCAACGCCGUGAAUCUGAUCCUGGGCUUCAUGCCGGAGGAAGCCCAAUCUCUUCUCGAAACAGCCUCUGCGCCGGAUGCAACCAACUUUAACGACUCCCUCGCAACUCUCAUUGCAGCCCGCUCCAUCAAUCAAUCACAAGCCAAUGCCAUCAGCUCGUCGGGGCUCUGGGAUGUUCCUCAGCACUACCCCAGUGUCUACAACGCAACCAUCAACCUCGCCACCGACACUGUCAUCCUGUGCUACUCAACAGAAUUCAUCGAAGCCGGCUCAUCCCCAGUCGGAAACCCCAACGCCUUCACCAGUCUCUGGGUCUACGAGCACCAGCGCGCCUACGCACUUCCAUUCUACAGUUUCUAUGGCUUGUGCUCUUUCCCAAUCGGGAAACCAAACACGCCAUACUACCGGUGCCAUUCAGGAGACCUCUUCGAAGUGUUUGGAACAUAUUACCUAUUCGACCAGCCCGUGCGAGUGGUCGAAGAUAUUUACUACACCAACGCGGUGCAAGAUAUGUGGACGGCGUUUGCGAAAAGUGGAAACCCGAACCCGGAAGAAGCGUAUCUCGCAGUGAGGGGGUAUAAUUCGUCCCAGGAGGUAUUCCGUACGUUUAAAAUGAAGGAGUAUAGCAAGAAAGAGGGUCAGUUGGCCAAGUUGCAAUGGCCGAGACCGUGGUAUGCUAGCUUGCCGGACCAGGAGCAUUGCCAUGUCCUAGGUAUGGAAUAUUGAGUCAAUACAUAUGUAAG
Molecule: messenger RNA, 2054 nt
Organism: Talaromyces proteolyticus
Lineage: Eukaryota; Fungi; Ascomycota; Eurotiomycetes; Eurotiales; Trichocomaceae
Product: putative carboxylesterase
Exons: 1
Coding region: 1-2037 (678 amino acids)
Source: RefSeq, a predicted model, not a curated record